Messenger RNA from Monomorium pharaonis (pharaoh ant), 1064 nucleotides. RefSeq lists its product as uncharacterized. Lineage: Eukaryota; Metazoa; Arthropoda; Insecta; Hymenoptera; Formicidae. The transcript is spliced from 2 exons. Bases 126 to 713 code for a protein of 195 amino acids. The record is from RefSeq and is a predicted model, not a curated record.
ACGCGGUGCUCCAGCGUACAUACCAUGUCGGAGUCGGAGAUCGCGCGCGUGAGAGCGGUUGCCGCCGCCGCCGCCGCCGCGCGCCGGCAGCGACGGCGGCGGCGGCGGCUGCUACAGUGACGGCGAUGGUGGGAUUGGAGGGGAGCGGGCGGCAGUGGUGGGCAGUGGUGGGGGAAGGGAGCGGUGAUGGUAGUGGUGCGGCGCGUAUAUACGCUCCGCGCGGCGCACACCUGACCAGUACUCGAGUGGUAGUCGAGGGAGAAGAACGUGUUCUUUUCGACCCGGCCUCUCGUCGCGUUAUUCGGUCGCGCACGCCGCGCCGCCGGCGAAACGUCGUCACCGUCGUCGUAGUCGUCGCUGUUGCCGCCGCCGCCGUCGCCGCUGCCUCCCUCUCGCACGGUGUGCGGUGCGAAGUACUGGUCGCCAGGGUUGGAGUGCGCGAGUGCUACAGUGCUCGUCGGCUUCGACGACAGUGUCCCCGUACUUGUGGUGUCGUGCGCGUGUCGUACCGUGUGGUAGCCGCCGGGGAUACGAACGUAAUACGAAAUGGAGCCACGGCGCGAAAAUGGCGUUCGUUCCUCCGUCUCGCCGCGCGCAAUCUCUCACCUACUUCUCUCGUACGACUCUCGUUCGUUCUUCAUCAGCAAGAUCUGAUGAUCUCGGGAUCGCGCACAUUAACGCACGCGACAUGUUGGGCAGGGAUACUCGAUUGAGGAUCAUCGACUGGAUGACACCGUAUCGCCAACGCUUCGAGGAGUCCAGAGGAGCGGCAGCUGUGAUUAACGUUUCAUGCCGAUAUUAGGAGCUUCUAUAUAUACAUGUUGAAUAUAUAUAUAUAUCGUUGAUAUCUAUAUAGAUAUAUAUGUAUACAUACACACACAUGUUCCAUAUAUUUUUGGAUUGCCUGUUGAAGCAAGAGCGCAACCUGAUCCUAGCGGGUGAGUACGCAUUAAAUGAUGUAAAAAGUUUUACGAUGGGGAGGCUUCUCGCAUAAAUUUUUUGAUAUUAUAUAUUCAAAUUAUUGCAUAUGAAGUAAUAUCAAGUGACAUUUACAAGUAGCAAAA